Molecule: messenger RNA, 2710 nt
Organism: Vicia villosa (hairy vetch)
Lineage: Eukaryota; Viridiplantae; Streptophyta; Magnoliopsida; Fabales; Fabaceae
Exons: 13
Coding region: 180-2456 (758 amino acids)
Source: RefSeq, a predicted model, not a curated record
UUCGAAAUUACAUAAAAUAUUCCAAAUUAGUGGCCUUUGAAGAACCAAGAAAGCAUUUGACAUUUAACACCGCUCCUGACUUCACCGCUACCAUCGUACAUUUCCCGCUACCUAAACCAAACUCUUCCCUUUCAUUCAUUCCAUUCUCAAUUCUCAUUCCCUCUCCGGUAAGGAAAUCUAUGGAUCUUGAUGCAAUUUUUGGGAUUACGAAACCUGUGGCGGCGGAUAUUCCGAGGAGGAGUGCUAUUUAUGUGUGGGGAUAUAAUCAAUCUGGGCAGACAGGAAGAAGGGAGAAAGAUGAUGAGCUGAGGAUUCCCAAACAGCUGCCACCUCAGCUGUUUGGGUGUCCAGCUGGUUUGAAUACACGGUGGUUGGAUAUUGCGUGCGGUCGCGAGCAUACAGCUGCGAUAGCCUCGGAUGGAUCGCUUUUCACUUGGGGGGCUAAUGAGUUUGGUCAACUGGGUGAUGGAACUGAGGAGCGAAGGGAACAUCCAAAGAAAGUCAAACAAUUAAAGUCGGAGUUUGUAAAAUCUGUAUCUUGUGGUGCACAUUGUUCAGCUUGUAUUGCUGAACCUCGUGCAAAUGACGGUUCCAUCUCGACUGGAAGGCUUUGGGUGUGGGGGCAAAAUCAGGGAUCAAAUCUUCCAAGAUUGUUUUGGGGAGCCUUCGAAACUAACACAGUCAUUAAGCAAGUGUCUUGUGGAGCUGUUCACGUGGUUGCUUUGUCGGAGGAAGGCCUACUACAAGCUUGGGGCUACAAUGAGUAUGGUCAACUUGGCCGAGGUGUUACCUGUGAAGGACUACAAGGAGCUCGCAUAAUAAGUUCUUAUGCUAAAUUCCUUGACGAAGCCCCCGAGCCCGUGAAGAUUACAAGUGUGUCAUGCGGGGAGUACCAUACAGCAGCCAUUUCUGACGAGGGAGAGGUUUACACAUGGGGACUAGGAAGUAUGGGCCAGCUCGGACAUUCUUCACUCCAGUAUGGUGAUAAAGAGUUACUUCCAAGGAGGGUGGUUUCCCUUGACAGUAUUUUCAUAAAAGACGUGUCAUGCGGUGGUGUACAUACAUGUGCUUUAACUCAGGAAGGAGCACUUUACGCUUGGGGUGGAGGCCAAUCUGGACAGUUAGGCCUAGGCCCUGACACAGGAUUAUUCUCGUGUGUUGUCAAUGACUCUCGGACAUUUUUCCGUAACAUUCCAGUUUUAGUUGUUCCAAAAAGCGUACAACUCGUUGCAUGUGGACAUUCUCACACACUUAUCUGUAUGAAAGAUGGUCGAAUACAUGGAUGGGGUUACAAUAGUUACGGUCAGGCAGCCAAUGAGAAAAGUACAUAUGCUUGGUAUCCGUCACCUGUUGACUGGUGUGUUGGGGAGGUUCGAAAACUAGCUGCUGGGGGAGGCCAUUCAGCUGUGCUGACGGAUGCUUAUUCAUUAAAGGAGUUGUGUGAGUUUGUACUUGCGGAUAGUAUGACCUUAUCUAAUGCGGCUAAAGUUGAGGAUAUCGCUUAUAGAACCGGAUCUGAUGCUUUAGCUCGCCUUUGUGGAAGACUCAGAGAGUACAUGCUUGCCAGUGGCGCUCAUGGACAAGACGAAGAAAAGAACAGCUACAAUGAGUAUGGUCAACUUGGCCGAGGUGUUACCUGUGAAGGACUACAAGGAGCUCGCAUUAUAAGUUCUUAUGCUAAAUUCCUUGACGAAGCCCCCGAGCCCGUGAAGAUUAGCAGUGUGUCAUGUGGGGAGUACCACACAGCAGCCAUUUCAGACGAGGGAGAGGUUUACACAUGGAGACUAGGGAGUAUGGGCCAGCUCGGACAUUCUUCACUCCAGUAUGGUGAUAAAGAGUUACUUCCAAGGAGGGUGGUUUCCCUUGACAGUAUUUUCAUAAAAGACGUAUCAUGCGGUGGUGUACAUACAUGUGCUUUAACUCAGGAAGGAGCACUUUACCCUUGGGGUGGAGGCCAAUCUGGACAGUUAGGCCUAGGCCCCGACACAGGAUUAUUCUCGUGUGUUGUCAAUGACUCUCGUACAUUUUUCCGUAACAUUCCAGUUUUAGUUGUUCCAAAAAGCGUGCAACUUGUUGCAUGUGGACAUUCUCACACACUUAUCUGUAUGAAAGAUGGUCGAAUACAUGGAUGGGGUUACAACAGUUACGGUCAGGCAGCCAAUGAGAAAACUACAUAUGCUUGGUAUCCGUCACCUGUUGACUGGUGUGUUGGGGAGGUUCGAAAACUAGCUGCUGGGGGAGGCCAUUCAGCUGUGUUGACGGAUGCUUAUUCAUUAAAGGAGUUGUGUGAGUUUGUACUUGCGGAUAGUAUGACCUUAUCUAAUGCGGCUAAAGUUGAGGAUAUCGCUUAUAGAACCGGAUCCGAUGCUUUAGCUCGCCUUUGUGGAAGACUCAGAGAGUACAUGCUUGCCAGUGGCGCUCAUGGACAAGACGAAGAAAAGAACAGUAAAAUCUAACAAAGCAUUCAUAGUUAAAAUUAUUCAUGAUUCUCUGUAAUCAUGAAAUGUAUGUAAUUCUUGUAUUCAUUCAUAGAACUGUGUUAUUAUUAUUUGAACAGAAGUAGUCCUGCAGUGUAUAUAGUGUUCAUUUACCUAGAAGCUUAGUACCAAAUAAUGUAUUUUAGAGUAAUUUAUGUACAUAGAAAAAAAUGUGUCUAUCUAUUGAAUAAAGAGACCAUUGACUCAUGUAAGAGGAGUGUCCUCUGCUUUCA